This is a messenger RNA of Cynocephalus volans (Philippine flying lemur), 2003 nucleotides long. It is a transcript of the gene GNAI1, whose product is annotated as G protein subunit alpha i1. Gene Ontology annotation, cellular component: heterotrimeric G-protein complex. Gene Ontology annotation, molecular function: GTP binding; G protein-coupled serotonin receptor binding; GTPase activity. NCBI's taxonomy places the organism in Eukaryota, Metazoa, Chordata, Mammalia, Dermoptera, Cynocephalidae. The record is from RefSeq and is a predicted model, not a curated record. Gene Ontology annotation, biological process: adenylate cyclase-modulating G protein-coupled receptor signaling pathway. The transcript has 8 exons. Bases 306 to 1370 code for a protein of 354 amino acids.
UGCGGCGAGGCCACCGGCGGGAGGGCGGCAGCCUCUGUACCCGGAGCUUCUCAACCCCAAACCCGGGACUCGGGGGCACUGAGCGGCGCCAGGAGCGGAGGCCGGCCGUGGGAAACAGCCGCCCGGCGCUGCUUGCUCCUUUGCAGACAGCGUUUCCCUCGACUCCGCUUCGGAAGUGUGGUGGGGGUGGUGUGGCCAACGUCGGGAGCUACUCGAAGGCCCGCAUCGAGAGCGAGAAUUCACCUGUGCUUGGCGGCGGCACCCGGGCGUGGAGGGAGCGGCGGCGAGCUCUCGCUCUCGGCACCAUGGGCUGUACGCUGAGCGCCGAGGACAAGGCGGCGGUGGAGCGGAGUAAGAUGAUCGACCGCAACCUCCGCGAGGACGGCGAGAAGGCGGCGCGCGAGGUCAAGCUGCUGCUGCUCGGUGCUGGUGAAUCUGGGAAAAGUACAAUUGUGAAGCAGAUGAAAAUUAUCCAUGAAGCUGGUUAUUCGGAAGAGGAAUGUAAACAGUACAAAGCAGUGGUCUACAGUAACACCAUCCAGUCAAUCAUUGCUAUCAUUAGGGCCAUGGGGAGGUUGAAGAUAGACUUUGGUGACUCAGCUCGGGCGGAUGAUGCUCGACAACUCUUUGUGCUUGCUGGAGCAGCUGAAGAAGGCUUUAUGACUGCAGAACUUGCUGGAGUUAUAAAGAGAUUAUGGAAAGAUAGUGGUGUACAAGCCUGUUUCAACAGAUCCCGAGAGUACCAGCUUAAUGAUUCUGCAGCAUACUAUUUGAAUGACUUGGACAGAAUAGCACAACCAAAUUAUAUCCCAACUCAACAAGAUGUUCUCAGAACUAGAGUGAAAACAACUGGAAUUGUUGAAACCCAUUUUACUUUCAAAGAUCUUCAUUUUAAAAUGUUCGAUGUGGGAGGUCAGAGAUCUGAGCGGAAAAAGUGGAUUCAUUGCUUCGAAGGAGUGACCGCAAUUAUCUUCUGUGUGGCACUGAGUGACUAUGAUCUGGUUCUAGCUGAAGAUGAAGAGAUGAAUCGAAUGCAUGAAAGCAUGAAGUUGUUUGACAGCAUUUGUAACAACAAAUGGUUUACAGAUACAUCUAUUAUACUUUUUCUAAACAAGAAGGAUCUCUUCGAAGAAAAAAUCAAAAAGAGCCCUCUCACUAUAUGCUAUCCAGAAUAUGCAGGAUCAAACACAUAUGAAGAGGCAGCUGCAUAUAUUCAGUGUCAGUUUGAAGACCUCAAUAAAAGAAAGGACACAAAGGAAAUAUACACCCACUUUACAUGUGCCACAGAUACCAAGAAUGUGCAGUUUGUUUUUGAUGCUGUAACAGAUGUCAUCAUUAAAAAUAAUCUAAAAGAUUGUGGUCUUUUCUAAGUUUUGUAGUUAAUGAUGAAAUGCAUUUUCAAACCAAAAGAGUGCUUAUAUAUGGAUCUGUCUAGGCUAGAGUCUUGCAGCAACACAGAAUGUAAUAUAUGGCAAAUGCAUCUGAGACUUGACCCAAGUUGUUCUGUUUUGUUUUUUUAACUGAAAGUAAUAGAAAGACCUUUCCUUAAUGUGAAAGAUGGUCCUGCAGUGUGAAACUGAACGACAAAGCUUGGCUCUAGUAUAUUGUUGAUUUUGGAAUAAGUGUAAAUAUGCAAAUGUAUGUAUACAUGUAUUUAUAACUUUAGUUUUCAACAUUACGUUUACAUUUUAAGAAUGGCAACUUAUGACUCUAGCAUGAUGGCAUUGGAAAUAACAAAUAUUAAGUACCUUGUACUGAGUGACAGACUAUUACUGUGUUUGCCGGUUUAAAAUGGCUUUAUUUAUGUUCAUGUCCUGUAAAUUUUUAAGUAUAGUAAGUAAUAUUGGGAAAUCUGGCAGCCUUUAUUUUGAUUAUAUGUGCACUUGUAUUCAUAAAAAUGUUAUUUGUACAAACAUUGCACAGACUAUUUUGAUAACAUGGUUUGUUCCUUAAAUUUAAUGUGUUUUACUGAAAUGUUCUUAAAAAGGAUGAAUAUAACUGCC